Tetrahymena thermophila SB210 is the source of this 486-nucleotide messenger RNA. RefSeq lists its product as hypothetical. The record is from RefSeq and is a predicted model, not a curated record. The transcript has a single exon. NCBI's taxonomy places the organism in Eukaryota, Ciliophora, Oligohymenophorea, Hymenostomatida, Tetrahymenidae.
AUGACAAUCAAUAAUAUCCAAAAUAACAAUUAUAAUCAUAAUAAAAUAUAAUAACCAAUUAUAAACAAUCUUAAUGAUGAAAUUAUUAGUUAUGAUUUAGGUUAUAAUCAAACAUAAUUACUUUAACUAAUUCAAUCCAUUUUUGAGUAAAAUGAAAUAUAAAAUUAAUAAUAAUCCAAAGAUUUUGAAAAUCAAAGUUUUUCUUUAGAUUUAAGCUUUGAAGAUUAUAAAUCUUUUAGCGAGUUCCCAAGUCUAUAUGAAUAUGAAGAAAUAGAAUAUAACCAAAAAGCUGAAGAUGAUGAAGAAAAGUUCUAUAUUUGUAGUAAAGAUAGUCUUUAUGAAAUAAAUAACUAAUCUUUUGAUGAAUUAAAAUACUAAUUAAUUCAUAUAGAAAAUGAUAUUAUUACUCAAAGAAAAGAUGAACUUUUAAACAAAGAAAAUAAAGAAUAAAUAAAUAGUAACAAAUAAUCCGUAAAUUUAAUUUGA